Messenger RNA from Rhineura floridana, 6100 nucleotides. It is a transcript of the gene TBC1D9, whose product is annotated as TBC1 domain family member 9. The record is from RefSeq and is a predicted model, not a curated record. Lineage: Eukaryota; Metazoa; Chordata; Lepidosauria; Squamata; Rhineuridae. Gene Ontology annotation, molecular function: calcium ion binding. The transcript has 21 exons. The coding region runs from base 830 to 4606 and encodes 1258 amino acids.
GGGGGGGGCAGGGAGGGAGUAGGGGCGUGAUCUUAAAAGAUCCGUGGUGCUCCGGGUGGCUGUUUGCAGCACCAAUUUAAAUGCGCGUGUGUGCGCGCUAGCGUGUUCCGGUUUGGGUUACCUGUGGGGUUCUCCCAAAGUGACUAGUGGUCAUUUCGUAGAGGCAGGACGGUGGGUCUUUUUGGACAGCCAAGCUCUCUGCGAUCGCGCGCUGUUGAUACACUUGGCUUUUGCCCGGGAGCAUCGUAUAUUGCGAGGAAUUUCUUUUUUAUUUAUGCAAGGAGGAGAGAAAGGGGCUUUCUCUCUUCCUUUCCCGGAAAAGGGAGCGGAGUGGAUCUCCUGAGCUUUGCGUCGCGUGUAGCUGUUAACCUUGGGUUUUUCCGAAGGGGGCGUUGUUCUGCAAUCGGCUCCAUCCAGGAACUUGAAUGCAGCGAAGAGGUUGGGAGUCGGCGCGGCUGCCUGCUUGGUGGUGGUGGUGAGGCUGGGCGGGCCCAACCGCCGCCUCUGCUGCUGAUGCUCUCUGAGGUCACCCGCUGCGCUCGUCCCUGCAUCUCCCACUGAUCGAGCCUCCGCGUCUGGCUGCUGUUGUUCUAGUGUGGAAAGGGGCUGAUGGUCAGGGCUGGAGAGUCCCGGUGGGGAUGCUGCUGCUCUUUCUUCCCCUUUUUAGUUCCGAUGUUUCUAGCUCUGGGUGGGGCUUUGCGGGCUCCUACCUGGGUUGGGCAGGACGCUUAAAGCGGACCGGAUCUCGGAGCACCCUCCCGUGCUGUAUGAUUUAAACAACAAAAACCAAAGCGAAUCCCUCUAGGUUGCCUUUGUCUUGACCGGGAGCAUGUGGGUGAACCCGGAGGAAGUGUUGCUGGCAAACGCCUUGUGGAUCACGGAGAGGGCCAACCCUUACUUCAUCCUGCAGAGAAGAAAGGGGCACGGAGGAGAUGGAGGCAGCGGAGGACUGGCUGGUCUUCUGGUGGGAACGCUUGAUGUUGUGCUAGAUUCAAGUGCAAGAGUAGCACCAUAUCGAAUUCUAUAUCAGGCUCCAGACUCUAUGAUAUACUGGACUAUUGCCUGUGGUUGUUCAAGGAAAGAAAUAACUGAGCACUGGGAAUGGCUUGAACAGAAUUUACUACAAACUCUUUCAAUCUUCGAAAAUGAAAAUGACAUAAACACGUUUGUCAGAGGAAAAAUACAGGGCAUCAUUGCAGAAUAUAACAAAAUCAAUGGUAUCAAGGAGGAGGAUGAUACUGAAAAAUUUAAGGAAGCAAUCGUGAAAUUCCACAAACUGUUUGGAAUGCCAGAAGAAGAGAAACUGGUGAAUUACUACUCCUGCAGUUACUGGAAAGGGAAGGUCCCUCGUCAGGGCUGGAUGUAUCUCAGCAUUAACCACCUCUGUUUUUAUUCCUUUCUCAUGGGGCGGGAAGCCAAGCUAGUCAUCCGGUGGGUUGACAUCACCCAGCUUGAGAAGAAUGCUACUCUGCUUUUACCUGAUGUGAUCAAAGUUAGCACAAGGUCCAGUCAGCAUUUCUUUUCAGUUUUCCUCAACAUCAAUGAAACUUUUAAACUAAUGGAACAACUUGCCAACAUAGCCAUGAGACAACUCUUGGAUAAUGAAGGCUUUGAGCAAGACAAAUCACUGCCCAGACUUAAAAAGAAAUCCCCCAGAAAAGUGUCUGCAUUAAAACGGGAUCUUGAUGCCAGAGCAAAAAGUGAAAGGUACCGUGCCUUGUUCCGGCUUCCAAAGAAUGAAAAACUAGAUGGACAUACAGAUUGUACUCUCUGGACUCCAUUUAACAAAAUGCACAUCUUGGGCCAGAUGUUUGUGUCUACAAAUUACAUCUGUUUCACUAGCAAGGAAGAAAACCUGUGCAGCCUCAUUAUCCCACUACGUGAGGUGACUAUUGUAGAAAAAGCUGACAGCUCUAGUGUAUUACCUAGCCCAUUAUCUAUCAGCACUAAAAACCGAAUGACAUUUCUCUUUGCCAAUUUAAAAGACAGAGACUUUCUGGUGCAGAGAAUUUCUGACUUCCUCCAGCAAACUACUUCCAAAAUAUACUCUGAAAAAGAAAUUUCUGGAAGUUACAACAGCUCAGAUGAUGAGGUGUAUUCAAGGACAAGUAGCAUCCUUUCAUCAAGCCCUCAAAGAAGCCUUAGUUCUGAAGCAGAUGGAGAACGACAAUUCAACCUGAAUGGCAACAGCAUCCCAACUGUAACACAGGCACUAAUGACUAUGUACCGGCGGCGUUCACCUGAGGAAUUCAACCCUAAAUUAGCAAAAGAAUUUUUGAAAGAACAAGCUUGGAAGAUUCAUUUUGCUGAAUAUGGCCAAGGCAUCUGUAUGUAUCGUACAGAGAAAACAAGAGACCUUGUGCUAAAAGGUAUCCCGGAAAGCAUGAGAGGGGAACUCUGGCUACUUCUGUCAGGAGCUAUUAAUGAAAUGGCCACCCACGCCGGCUAUUAUGAAGACUUGGUGGAGAAAUCUAUGGGGAAAUACAAUCUUGCCACAGAAGAGAUUGAGAGGGAUUUACACCGCUCUCUCCCAGAGCAUCCUGCAUUCCAGAAUGAAAUGGGUAUUGCUGCUCUGAGGAGAGUGCUAACUGCUUAUGCAUUUAGAAAUCCAAACAUAGGAUACUGUCAGGCCAUGAAUAUUGUUACAUCGGUACUGCUUUUAUAUGCAAAGGAAGAAGAAGCAUUCUGGCUGCUUGUGGCUUUGUGUGAGCGCAUGCUACCAGAUUACUACAACACAAGAGUUGUUGGUGCUCUGGUGGAUCAAGGUGUGUUUGAAGAAUUAGCUCGUGAUUAUGUUCCACAACUGUAUGACUGUAUGCAGGACUUGGGGGUCAUCUCCACCAUCUCUCUUUCCUGGUUCCUCACACUCUUUCUCAGUGUCAUGCCCUUUGAAAGUGCUGUAGUUGUUGUGGACUGUUUCUUCUAUGAAGGCAUAAAGGUGAUAUUUCAGUUGGCACUGGCUGUGUUAGAUGCCAAUGUGGACAAGUUGCUGAAUUGUAAGGAUGAUGGUGAAGCUAUGACAGUGCUUGGAAGGUAUUUAGACAGCGUGACCAAUAAGGACAGCACUCUGCCACCAAUUCCUCACCUUCACUCGCUGCUCAGUGAUGAUGUAGGGCCUUAUCCUGAGGUGGAUAUCUUCAGGCUCAUCAGAAGUUCCUAUGAGAAAUUUGGAAGUAUACGAGCAGAUUUGAUUGAACAAAUGAGAUUCAAACAGAGAUUGAAGGUGAUCCAGACUCUUGAAGACACAACCAAACGCAAUGUGGUGCGAACCAUAGUGACAGAAACAUCUUUUACUAUAGACGAGCUGGAGGAACUCUAUGCCCUUUUUAAGGCAGAGCAUCUCACUAGCUGCUACUGGGGAGGCACCAGCAAUGCCACUGACCGACACGACCCAAGCUUGCCUUAUUUAGAACAGUACCGCAUUGACUUUGAGCAGUUCAAGGGCAUGUUUGCUCUCCUCUUUCCUUGGGCCUGUGGUACUCACUCUGAUGUUUUGGCUGUACGCUUAUUCAGAUUGUUGGAUGAAAAUGGAGAUUCCUUAAUCAACUUUCGGGAGUUUGUCUCUGGGCUAAGUGCAGCAUGCCAUGGAGAUCUUACUGAAAAGUUGAAGCUGCUGUAUAAAAUGCAUGUUUUGCCUGACCCAUCCUCCGAUCAAGAAGAGCCAGAUUCUGCUUUUGAAGCAACACAGUACUUCUUUGAAGACAUCACACCGGAGUGUACACAUGUUGUUGGCAUAGACAGCAGGAACAAACAUGGAGCAGAUGAGGCAUUUGUCAAUGUGAGUGUGAAAACUGAAAAAGGUAAGAAGAACUCUCAAGAAAAUAGAAACUACCUUAGAAUGUGGAGCCAAGAGAAUAAAACCAAAGCAAAGAAUGCGAAGGACUUGCCCAAACUCAGUCAGGGGCAGUUUAUUGAAUUGUGCAAGACAAUGUAUAAUAUGUUUAGUGAAGACCCCAAUGAACAGGAUCUUUACCAUGCUACCGCAGCUGUGACUAGUUUGCUCUUGGAGAUUGGAGAAGUUGGUAAGUUGUUUAGUGUCCAGCCUAUUAAAGAAUCUGAGAGUAACAGUAAAGCCAUUCAGAAUGCCCUGCUUCGGAAGAAGGGAAGCCAGCAGUACCACAUUGAACGACAUGACCCUUUCCAAGAUGGCUUCCUUGCUGAGGAGGAAGAGAAUAUUUGUGGUGAUGGCACACAGAUGGAGGACAUUAAGCUGGAAGAUUCUUCUCCUAGGGACAAUGGAGCUGGUUCUUCUAUGCUUAUUUCUGAUGAUGAUACUAAAGAUGACAGCUCCAUAUCUUCCUAUUCCGUCCUAAGUGCAGGCUCUCAUGAGGAGGACAAGUUGCAUUGUGAAGACAUUGGUGAGGACACUGUUUUGGUGCGAAGCUGCAACCCCACUUCUCUGCCUAGAAGCACUAGCAUUGACAGAGACUGGGCUAUCACCUUUGAGCAGUUUUUGGCUUCCCUCUUGACUGAACCUGCCCUCGUGCGGUAUUUUGAUAAACCAGUCUGUAUGAUGGCAAGGAUUACUAAUGCCAAGAAUGUGCGGAUGAUGGGCAAACCCAUAGUAUCUGCAAGUGACUAUGAAAUCUCUGCUAUGUCGGGCUAAAUGACCCAGGUAGGGAGGUUUUUAAAAAAUAUUUUAAGUUUUUAUGACGUAUUUAUUACUGCCUGGCACAGGUCCUGGUGUUUUCAAAAGAUGGUAGUUCUUGCUUAUGUGAACAUGUUGGAAUGUAAAUCCAUACUUAUAUUAAACUUUUUUUUUUCUCUGUGGGAAACAUUACCAGAAUGCUCGUCCUAGUCAAUAUAUAUGGGGGGUGGGGAUCAUUGUCAGUGGUGGGUGUAUUAUUAGCAUUGCUAUCCAUGCAUAAAUGGUGACAAUUAAUACAGUUUUAAAUCUAGAAAUGAACAAAGUUUGUGUAUGUUUUAAAAACAAGCCUGGAAUCCUAGAGUAAGUAAGAAAUUGGAAAGGCUUAAAGUGGCACAAGCACUGUGUGCUACAGUCUGCGCAUGGAGAUCCUUUGUAUACAGUCUUCCCCAUUCACUUUGAGGGAGGUAACAUGAUGUUACUAUGCCUUUGGUUCAUAGAGCUGCUUCCCUCACUGUAGUGAAUGGAGAAGUGGAAACUCUUGCAGGCAGGAAGCACCAUUUGUGCACUGGAGCUCUGCCUGUAAGCGAUAGUAGACUGAGUAAAAAACAAAGGGAUGCUGUCGACUUGUUUAGAACUCAAAAGUAAGUUCUGUGCAGCAUCCCUUGUGGAUGUCUUUCUAUCUUUUUUUUUUUUUUUAAGGUUAGUGAUUCCUAACACUUUUUAAAAUGCAUUCUUCAGGGAUACCGCCAAGGACUUGCCUUGACACACGGCAACAUCCUGACCUAAACAAUUCAUAGUACCCCUUUUUAAAAUGAGGGUUUUAAAAAAGAACUCUGUAGAUAAUUCUGUGUUAUUGACAUUUUAAACCUAAGAACACAAAUCUAGUGUAAUGUAGAUUAACAAUUCAUAGCUUAAAUCUUCAUUUAAAGACACUGUUAUUAGCAGGAAUGUAAUCUGGAAAAAAUCUGCAAGAAAAUGUAACUGAAUGUUUGAAAAUCUUAAUGAAAACACUGUCACUUUAUUAUAGAUUAAUAAUGUAUGACGUAAUUUACUGGAUGAUAUGUUGAAUGACAAAUGGAGCACCUGCACUUUGAAUCUUCACUACUUUUUCCAAAACAUAAACUGGGCACAACUCAUUUCCAUGGUGCGCACACAGAGGAUUCUGUAGGCUCAAGAGACCCAUCUCUCCCCACACACACACAAGCAUGUCUGUGUAGGAAGAAAACAGGGCUCUGUUGAUUCUACAGGAAUGCUCUGACUGUGGGUACAGUGUCUGUGAUAGGACUGGAUUGUGCCUAGUAUUUUUUUAAUUUGUUAGGUGAUUAUGUCUAAAUAAUUCUUACAUGCUUCAGCUAUAUUUGUUGCCUUCAAAAACACUUUUUUUGUUUUUUAUAUAUUGUAUAUUAUGAUCAUGUAACUUUCCAAGUUUUUUUAGUUAAAGCUAUUGCUUCGAUUCUUAUUUAAGAUACUUAACUGUCUGAAGUGGUUUUAACCACAGUAGGUAAAUGUAAA